AUGCCCACCGAUCAGCACGAGGACUCGGUCGAGCCCACCGGCGAUGUUGAGAUGUCUGAGACCCAGAACACCCAGGAUACUGCGCCAGAGGCUACCCAAGAGGGCGAGGAGAAUGAGAAUGCCGACAACACCGAGCUACCUUUCGCCGACUCUGAGAUCGCAGAGCCUAGAGUUACCUUUGCAAAUUAUCUCAUGAGCCCAAUCGUCACCCUCCUCAUCGGAUCUGGCGACCAAUCUAUCCUCUCAGCACAUCAGGGACUUUUGACACAAAGUCCCUACUUCAAGGACAUUUGCGAUAGAUUUGUCGAGGACGGCGGCCCUCGUCAGAUUGAGCUACCCGACUACGACAUCGAGACCGUCGGCAGCUUCCUCGAAUACCUCUACACAGGCGAAUACUUCCCCAAGAAGCUUCCCGGCCAGCGCGUCCUCGAGUCCGACCCCUCAGUACCCUCGGUCGACAACAGCGGCGACCAGCUCCUCAAGCAUGCCCGCAUCUACACCCUCGCCGAGAAGUUUGGCGUCGCCGGUCUCAAGGGCCUCUCGAGCUCCAAGAUCCACUGCGUCAACUCCACAGCCAAGGGCGAGAUCGCAUACGCUCGCUACGUCUACGCCUACACCAGCAACGACGACACCACCAUCCGCGCCCCCGUCGCAAGCUUCUGGGCCACGCGCUCGCACACCCUGCGCGCCGAGGCGGAAGAGGAGUUCAAGGCUCUGUGUUUGGAGCACCCCCAGUUCGGAUACGAUGUUCUCACCCGUGUCUUGGACGACAAGCUCAAGAGGGAGCGCAACGACAAGAUGCAUCCCGCCACAAGCAGCGGACGAAAGCGUGCCCGCCACAGCAGCGGAUCGCGUGCCGAUUAA
Messenger RNA from Fusarium proliferatum ET1, 864 nucleotides. RefSeq lists its product as uncharacterized. Gene Ontology annotation, molecular function: protein binding. The record is from RefSeq and is a predicted model, not a curated record. The coding region runs from base 1 to 864 and encodes 287 amino acids. Lineage: Eukaryota; Fungi; Ascomycota; Sordariomycetes; Hypocreales; Nectriaceae. The transcript is spliced from 3 exons.